AUUGGAAUUCCUGUAAGAGAGUGAAGGUCACAUAAGAAUAAAGUCAUUGGCAUUUUAAUUACAGAAGUUGAUUAAGGCUUGGACUUACUGUAUCUUAAUUUAAUACUUAAUUAAAAGUUGAUUUAUUGCUUGAGUGCAAGCAGACAAUUUCAAUGGGUUCGUUGGUUUCUUUUAAUUGCAUGUUUGACUUAGAUAUGAUCCUUUCAAAUUAUGUGUAGACAUUUUCCUUUGUAGCUGGGUCUCAGUAAGACAGAUCCUAGUAAUUUGCAUUUGUUUGGCUAAUUGCACUAAAGAGUUUUAAGAUAAUUAGGUAAAGUCACUAAUCUACCAAAUUAACAUUCAAAAGAGGUAUUCAGGGGAAUCAAGUUAAUUGAUGUGAUGAUUUUGUUUUCUAGUUUUUUACUCAUUGAACGAAGGGCCUCUGUUGUUUUGGGGAGAAAGACAAUUCUAAUUCAAAGGAAUUUGUUAGAAGUCAGAAGCUUUUUUAACUUGCUAUCAAGAUAAGAGACAGUUGUAAUUGAAUGAUUGUGAGACGGACAGUUUUCUGGAGAUCGAGAUAGAAUCGAGACAGAAUAAGUUUCUGAAAUAAUGGAGCCAGUACCGGUAUAUGAUAAGUCUAUGAAGAGUUUCAUAGAUAAUUUUGCUUUACAUGUAAAUAUUUGAAUUUUCUCAUGGAGACAGACUCAGACAGUCAAUAGACAAAGAACCUCAGUGUACUGUGUUGUAAGUUUAAUAAGUUUUCAAUUAACAAGUACUCCCCCGCUUAAUUCAGUACUUUAAAUGGAUCAUCAUUACAAACAUUCCUAUUGCUUACCAGGGCUUAUCAGUCAAUACUUAUCCUAUUUAAUUGCGUGAGUUUUAUUUUCCUCAAUAAAUGUGGAUUAUAUAAACUGUUGUUUGUGAACUAAGUGAAAAUGAUAGACGUCGUAACCAAGCACAUAUCACCGAGUGCAGACUGCAACUGUCACACAGAUGUAAGGGCAGCUCGCUCAGACAUUAAGAUUGAUUUUGUGUGGGCUUUCCCAGUGUCAAGAAGUCUACAUCAUAAGUAGUACAUGCUUUGUUUUUGACGCCUGUUAUUUGAUACUAGUAUGAGUUGUUGACUUAUUUCUACAAGUUCAAUAUCGUAGUGAUUAUGCGUCAUCAUGCAUUCAUUGUAUUCACUGAUAUUAAGGGCAUAAGGAAGCAGUGAGAGCUCAGUCUGUCAUUUGUGUUGAAUUGUUUAAUGGUCAAAGCUGUUCAUCUAAAUUCAAAGGACUUUAACUUUAAAUGUUUAUCCAAUGACUUUUAAUGCUGAGAACGUGAUGGAAUUAUUAAUAUAACCAUAUAGUGACCAUGAGCACCAACUCUGUAGGGGCGCCCCGGGCCAUGCCCCCAGCCACACCCGGACAGCCAUACGACACACUGCCCACCUCCACGGAGGGGGUUAAUGGCACCACCCUCGGUGACCAUGCGAUCUCACGGCCCCGCACCUGUGAGGAAAUCACUGCAGAGUACGACAUUGCUCUCGCUGUGAUCUGUUCCAUGUGUUUUGUUUUCGGAAUUGUGUACACAUUUUUUGGUUACCGGUUCUUCAAAGCUGUGAUGUUCCUGACCGGCUUCAUCUUCACAUCCGUCCUGGUAUAUCUCGUCCUAUCCCAGCAUUCCCUGCUCCCAGUGGAGGGAAACAUAGGCGUGGCCCUGGGGAGUGGGCUCCUUAUUGGACUUCUGACUAUGCUAGUGCAGUAUGUGGGACUUUUCUUCACCGGCUUCCAGCUUGGGGCUGCCAUAGGAGUAGUGAGCUUAAUAGUGGUGGACUUAUUCGUCUUCAUCCCAAUCCACUGGAUUCGGAUUGGAGUGAUCUGUGGUGCCGGAUUAAUAUGUGCAAUAGUGACUCUGAAAUUCCAGAAGGGGGGCAUGAUCCUGGGGACCAGUGUGUUUGGGGGCGCCCUGAUGGUGUCUUGCCUGGACUACUUCAUAGAACAGCUGGCCAUGGUGACGUUUGUGUGGGGGGAGGUGACGGGAACAGCCUCUACCCUGGUGUGCUGGUACUCCUGGGUGCUACUGGGCUGCUGGCUCUUCUGCUUCCUGGUAGGGGCUGUAACUCAGUGGAGAAUUACUGGACAGGGAUACGACCAUAAUGAAGCUGUUCAGAGCAGAAGAACAAAGAAAGUAAACUUGCAUCAGGCGAGGAAGAAGGACCGGUCAGACAGCCAGCACACGAGAUACCGACACCUGUACCAAGCCAGGCGAGCCACCGGUGAUGUUCUAUCUCAGACAUACAUACAGACCAUGCAACAGAAAAUGUCACCAGCCACAAAGCGUAAAGACCACAUUGCAAUUCCGACAGAGCCAAGUUUGACAGAACUGGAAAGCACAAAUACGACAUUAACCCAGGUGCCAUGAUAUUUGCAACGUGGAGGUGGAAAAACAUUUGUGUCGUGAUGAAUUUAACAAGUCUAUGUGCUGUCAGACAGUGGAAAAAGUCUGACAACAAAUGUAAAACAGGACUCGAAAACUGAAUUCAGUUGAUUUCUUUGGAAUUGAGAGGCAGACCAGGAAUUUCUGUGAAUACAAGACAGUGACACAGUUUUAGGACAGUAUUAUGCUGAUAAGGAGAAACUGUCUCAAGAGUUCGGGAUCUGGAAUCGUGGUGCCAUACAGUGAGCAUGAACAAUAAACAGUGUAAAUUUCUCACAGACUCAGACAGACACUGCAGCAAGUCCUGGAAAGUGUUGAUCUCAGACGAGCAAUGAAUCGAGAUUUUCUUUUUUUUUCUUUUUUUAACUUCAUUCCAGUGUCGAACAUUUUUUUUUCGUUUUUGUUUUGUUUAUAGCAGAACAAUUUUUUUGUUCACCAAGUCAAACUUAUACCCGUGCUACACAUACAGGGUGAUACAUAAUGGUGUACCAUAGUGUGUCUGUCUGUGAAACUUGAUGAUUUAGUGAUGAUCAUGGAUGUGUGUAAACAUGUGUUGAUGUAUAGAGCUACAUAUUGGAUGGACACAUUUAAAAUGCAUUCAAUUUCUAGUGUAGAUACAUGUACAUGUAGCUAUCAGCAUAGGAAAUAUAAUAAAUUGAUUGAUUAAUUAAUUUAUUUUGUUUAUAUGAUAAUAAAACUUAUUAUUUCAGAGGUUAAGCAAAGAGUAAUGCACUUGACGUGUAGUUGUACAUAAUCUUGCAAUGGCCAUGCAAUGCAAGUGAAUCUCAUGUUAAUAGCAAGGGAAAUAACUCAAAUAAGAUUUUGUGUUGUAUUUUUUUUUUAUUCUUCAAUUUUGUUAUUUUUGUACAAUUUGUGGGUCAUUAUUUUGCAACAUUAAUUUUGCUUUCUUUUUUAACUGUUAUACUGUUUAAACUUUGUUAAUUAUUCUUACCAGGGUACAUCUUUGUUUUAAUUGUGCUUGUAAAAUAAUUCAAGUUCACUGUCAAGUUGUCAGACUUCCUUGUUAUUUUCUGUUUUGGUUUUCUUCUUUUUUUUUUGGAAUAUAGGUAAUAUUACAAUGUAUUGUAAACCCUCAAUGAAGAAAAUUUAAAUGUUCAAAUGUUUUGUUUUGUAAGUUGUAUGUAAAUAUACAUUAAUGUCAUAGUUUAUAAGUGAUAGGCUAAUUCUGAAUGAUAUGGUUAUGAUAUGACAGCAUUGCUUAUUUCAUUACAACUGGGAAAUGUUGAGAAGAAAUUCUGCAGGGAAAAUGAUUUGUUUUGCAUGUAAAUCUAUGCACAGCAGUAUGGUAUUGUGUAAGUUUAACUUUUAAUGAAGGCAGUUUUGUGUUGCUGUUAAUGAUUAGAAUAAACUCAAAACAUAAAAGAU
Magallana angulata is the source of this 3786-nucleotide messenger RNA. RefSeq names its product transmembrane protein 198-like. Bases 1336 to 2385 code for a protein of 349 amino acids. Gene Ontology annotation, cellular component: plasma membrane. The record is from RefSeq and is a predicted model, not a curated record. The transcript has 5 exons. NCBI's taxonomy places the organism in Eukaryota, Metazoa, Mollusca, Bivalvia, Ostreida, Ostreidae.